AGAAAUGGGCAUUUAUAAAAGGAAAAGAAAAGAGGAAAGAGAGAGAGAAGAAACAGAGAAUAUAAAGAGACCGGAUGUUGACAAAUAAUCAUCAUGUCACUAUUCUUUAGAACCUCCUUUGAUUUCUUCUUCUUGGGAUCUCUCCCCUUCUCUUUCUCUCUCUAAAUCGAAAUCGAUGAUCAAUGUUGUUGCAACAACACCUACUUCGUUAUUUAUCAUGUAAUUGUUUGUUGGCUUUCGCUUCCUUUUCUUUCUGUAUUUUUCCUAUUAUUACAGCUGGUGUCUAAGUCUUAACACUGGUAGAAUCAAUGGCGGAUUCUUAAGAGGAUGUUGUGGUUCUGAGGGAUGGGAACCAAAGUUCAGAGUCUGCCAGGAUACUACUCAAUGAGAGAUCUUAAUGAGGAAUCCAGCAGUUGUGGCUGGCCCUUAUUUUAUGGAGAUAAAGCACUGGCAAAUGGGCAAUAUUAUCAUAACUAUCUGUCAAGCGCUGCUGUGGAUGUAAGUUCAGCAUCUGAUAAGGAUGUGGUGAAGCAGAUGAUGCUUGGCCAUGAGGCUAUAUUUAAGAAUCAGGUCUUUGAACUUCAUCGUUUAUACAGAAUACAGAGGGAUUUGAUGGAUGAAGUUAAAUUGAAAGAGUUACAAAGCCAGUUAUCUGUUGGGACAUCAUUUUCUGCAGGUCCUUUGCCAUCUCAGAUAACCUCUGAAGAUGGUAAAAAGUGGCACAUUCCUGGCUUUCCAAUUAUAGGAAGUUCUACAUGUGAUAGAGCAUCUAUUUCGAGCGUUGAGGGCAUUCAUUCUCCUUUGGGAUUAAGUAAAGGAAGUAAGCAAGCAUGUCUCUUUCCAUCACCAAAUGGAAGUAGUUCAAAAGAUGUUGAGGUACUGGGAUCCAGACCCUCAAAGGUGAGGAGAAAAAUGUUUGAUCUUCACCUCCCCGCUGAUGAGUACAUUGAUACUGAGGAAAGUGAAAAGUUUAAUCAUGAAAAUAUAAGUGGCUCGAAAAAGUUUCAUCCUGAAAUAAAUUGUAAAAAUGGAAAUGGAGUUACUGAGAAGCUAUUUUGCUGCAAUGGUAGGAAGGCUAGCAGUCAGGAACACACUUCUAGAUCUGAGAAAUCUUCAAGGAGCAGUAAUGGUUUGGCUGACUUAAAUGAACCUGUUCAAGUGGAAGAAUCCAAAGACAUUGCAUAUGUGCCUCCUCCACACCAUAAUUCUUAUGAAGUGGCAACUGAAUGCUCUAAUCUGUCUACCAAACAGAAGUCAAGGUUAUUUAGUUUGUCCAGAGAAGAUUUACUCAACUCACAUCAUGGAACUAACAGUUGGGCUCAAAGUAAUGGAUAUUUGGAGAGUAGUGGAAAAGUGUGCUUGUCAUCAAUGGAGACAGGGCAAGCUAAAAGCAGUGUGAGUUCUCUGUCACAUCAGACACAGUCACCACAAACCAACAGGAGUUUGGUAGAUAGUUGGCAUCUUCCUAUCAAUUUGAAGCUUAACCCAGGCUUUAAAUGUGAGACAUCUGUGAAGAAUGGAUUUUACCCCGGGAUUUCAUCUGGAUCCAAGGAGUUGUCAGGGAACUUCUCAUCAAUUAGCUAUGACUAUCUCAACCAUAAGAAUGAUUGCAAGAAGAUUACAGAACAGUUCAAUAAUGGUUCUAUAAACUUUUAUAACAGUUCAAAUUCAAAUUGCAAUGACAUCAAGUCUGGAAAAGAUAUUGACUUGAAUGUGCUGUUUAUAAAUGAUGGAGAACAGAAGCAUGAGGAGCAGCUUGCAGCGUUGCCUUGGCUUAGAGCGAAGACAAAAUGUAAGAAUGAGGCACAAAAUGCUGGUAGAAGCUUAACUGCUGGAGAGUUAAGCUUUUUCCAAGUUGCUUCUUCAUCUAACAUAAAUGAAACUGGAGAAGGGUCUAGUGGAAAAAUUAUGCACAGCAUAUCAGGUUUGGGUUCAAAUGAUAUUGAGCCAAGGAAGAUCAAAGCAAGUGAGAGCUGCAGUAAAAAGAAAAUUCUUGGUGUUCCCAUAUUUGAUAUGCCUCAAAUUUCUCCUAAGGGUUCAUCUUCAUGCAUUUCUCCCCCUGUCUCUGUUUCGCAUCCAUCUGACAUAGAAUCAGUGGGAAUUCAUCGGAAAAACCAGGUUCUUGAUAUGAACAUGCCUUAUGAUGCUGAUGUUCUUGAUUUGGACAAACAAGCUGGCGAUGAAACUAUUUUUUGUAAGAAAGGAUCAUCAAAGGAAACCAACUCUAGAAAUCAGAUUGACCUUAAUUUGAGUAUGAGUGAGGAUGAAACAUUUCUGACAGCUAUUCGAACUACCAGUGUAGAAAUGAAGGCAGAAAUAGAUCUCGAAGCCCCUGCUGUUCCUGAGACAGAGCAGGAUACCUUUUCUGAAGAGAAGCAGCUUGAAACAACUUUAGUAUCACCACUAGGCCCACAGGACACUGUUGAACAAACGCAGGAUGAAUCUUUGAGGCAUGCCGCAGAGGCAAUUGUCGUCCUGUCAUCUCAUUGCGGCGAUCAAGUGGAUAAUGUGAUCAGCAGUCCAUCAGAAAGGCCAAUGAUGGACCCUCUAAGUUGGUUCGUGGAUGUAGUUUCCUCAUGUACAGAUGAUUUACCGAGUAAGUUUGAUAAUUCACGGGGAAAAGAUGGUGAGGAUAAUGGGGAAAUGGAUUACUUUGAGUCCAUGACAUUGAAACUGACUGAGACCAAGAAAGAAGACUACAUGCCCAAGCCACUUGUUCCAGAAGAUUUCAAAGUCCAAGAAGCUGGAACAACUUCGUUGCCUACAACUCGGGCACGAAAGGGGCCAGCAAGGAGAGGGAGGCAGCGGAGGGAUUUCCAAAGGGACAUCCUUCCGGGUCUUACAUCUUUAUCAAGGCAUGAUGUAAGAGAAGAUCUUCAGACAUUUGGAGGGCUUAUGAAAGCUACAGGUCAUGCAUGGGAUUCAGGAUUAACCAGGAGAGGCUCUUCUAGGAAUGGAUAUGGCAGGGGUCGGCGAAGGUCACAGGUCGCACCAUCUCCCCCUCCCCCUCCUCCAGUGGCAAUGACUGAAACUUGCACUCCAUUGAAACAUAAGCUUAACAAUAUUGAAUUGGGAUUGGAGGAUAGAAGCCUAACAGGUUGGGGCAAGACAACUAGAAGGCCCCGCCGACAGAGGUGCCCUUCAGGUAAUCCGUCAUCUAUCUGGAUAAUCUAAUCAUUGUAUCAGACUCAAAUUUAUAUAUCAGAAUUUAUAGAGGGUAAACAAGCAAGCACAGGGAUUUCUCUUUGUACAUUUCUUCAAACCUGUAUUUGGAUAUAUGCUUGAUUCAGCCAGUCUUCAGGUGAAAGUUUAUAUACGAACUUGUUAUUAUUCUUAAAUAAUGUUGGAUGAUUAAUUCUUGGUUAUAUUUAAGAACUUUUGAGAUA
Messenger RNA from Lotus japonicus, 3386 nucleotides. RefSeq lists its product as uncharacterized. Bases 346 to 3174 code for a protein of 942 amino acids. The transcript is spliced from 4 exons. The record is from RefSeq and is a predicted model, not a curated record. NCBI's taxonomy places the organism in Eukaryota, Viridiplantae, Streptophyta, Magnoliopsida, Fabales, Fabaceae.